This is a messenger RNA of Orbilia oligospora ATCC 24927, 1860 nucleotides long. RefSeq lists its product as uncharacterized. Gene Ontology annotation, molecular function: protein binding. The record is from RefSeq and is a predicted model, not a curated record. The transcript is spliced from 4 exons. The coding region runs from base 1 to 1860 and encodes 619 amino acids. NCBI's taxonomy places the organism in Eukaryota, Fungi, Ascomycota, Orbiliomycetes, Orbiliales, Orbiliaceae.
AUGUCUACGUCUACUGCAAUGCUUCAUGACGCUCCAGUCGUCAAAAGGCGAACCCGACGAAGGUUGCUCAAUCGUAUGGGCAGGGCGUCAUCAUCUCCACACCUUACCGAAUUAGGUUCCGAUGGUCAAUACUCCGCUAGAAACUCCGUUUCUUGUAUUUCUUUGGCGACAGGCUCUCGUCAUGCUAAUACCGAACGGCAUGCUGCUCGAAUUGCAGAAAAGGAUGCCGUCAUAAGAAAUGGUAUGAGCUCAAAUGCUCCCACGGCAGCUGUUCCGAGAACUGCUCCCCUGCUGCAACACAGAAAUAUCCCGAGGAACUUUUUGGAGAUCCUCCCAGGCGAAAUAUGCCUACAGGUACUUGGUUAUCUGGAACCGAAGGAAUUGAUACGCUGCUCGAUGGUUAAUAAAGCUCUUGGGCAUUUGUGUUUCGAUGGUCAGUUAUGGAGUGUCUUAGAUACCGGGACAUUCUAUAAAAAGAUACCAGCAUACCAAUUGACAAAAUUAAUCAGCCUGAGUGGCUCUUUUAUCCGCUAUCUCAAUCUUAGAGGAUGUGUUCAACUGCAAAACGAGUUUUACGCUAUUACUGCAACUUGCAACAAUCUUGUAUCAGCAUCCCUUGAAGGCUGUUCCCUUUCUAGACCCACCGUUCACCGACUCAUUACCAACAAUAACCAUUUGAUCCAUUUGAACGUUUCCGGCUUGGAAGCCGUUACCAACGUCACUUGCAAACACAUUGCCGAAUCAUGUCGACAGCUUACGACACUGGAUAUUUCGUUUUGUGCUAAUAUGGAUGCUAGAGGCAUUCGUAGGAUUGUGGAAUCUUGUACAUUCUUGACGGAUUUAAGGGCGGCGGAAUGUUUGGGAAUUGAUGAUGAAUCGACACUAGAAUCGAUUUUCAAAACCAAUACGCUGGAGAGACUAUUACUUGGUGGAUGUGACGGUUUGACGGAUGAAUCUAUUCGUAUUUUAGUGGAAGGGAUCGAAGCCGACAUUGACCCAUUGACUGAUCGAACGACAGCACCAGCUAGGAGAUUGAAGCAUCUGAAUCUCAGCAAAUGCAGGGGACUCACAGACAUCGCUCUCAAGCAUCUUGCGUACAACGUUCCUAACCUCGAGGGACUGGAGUUAUCCCAUGUGGUGGAACUUACAGAUGAAGGGGUAUCCGACUUACUUCGCACUAUCCCAAAGCUCAGUCAUUUAGAUCUUGAGGAGUGCUCGAAUAUCACAAAUGAUAUGUUGGUAGAGUUGUCUAAGGCACAAUGUGCAAAGUCAUUGCGUCAUUUACAGCUGUCUUUUUGCGAAAAUAUCUCGGAUGAGGGUAUGAUCCCGGUUAUUAAAAGCUGCACCGCCCUUAGAAAUCUCGAGCUUGAUAAUACUCGCAUAACCGACGCUUUCCUCACUGAAGCAUCAACCGCAGUCCGCAGCCGAGUCAGCAGCAACUCUACAUCAAGAAAGCCACGGGUCGGACUCCGCUUGGUGUGCUUCGAUUGCGUUAACGUAAACUGGACUGGAAUCCAAUCCGUGCUGUCUGCGAACAGCACACAUACAACCGACUUGAAGAUCGGUAAAUCCAAUAAGAACUCCACAAACCUGGCGCCAUGCCGCGAGGUGAUCCACUUGAAGUGCUAUUACGGGUGGCAACAAACCGCCGAUCAGCAUUUGAAGCUCGUACUCAGAGGAGAUAUGGCGAGCGCGAAAUGGCUGGAGGAUCGAUGGGCGGACCAUAUGACAUCGAAUGAAGAUACGACGCAGAGCAGUCGUCGUCGGAGACGAAGGGCUCGGGAAGCCGCUAUGUUAGAUUUUGAUGAUAACCUUGACGGGAGGAGGCGAAGGAGGACUGGUGGGUGCUCUAUUAUGUGA